AUGCCUCAUCAUGCUGGGCCUNCUUGGUAUUACCCCUUCCAUUGCGCACCUUACAUUUCCGACAUCAAGGAUUUCUCUGACUGCUCCAUGGAGUUCGAACUAAACCACGCCAUGAUGCCGUUUGAACAGCUGAUGGCCGUCCUGCCACCCCAGAGCGCCCAGCUGCUGCCUCAGUGCUACGCUGACCUCAUGCUCAGCCCAGACUCGCCUAUCAUCGACUUCAAUCCGCGUGAAAAUGACCGAGAAGCUGAGCCACGCAUGCCUUUCAUUGACGAGGAACGUCUGCUGGAGGCCAUGUCUAAAGUGAGCCAUCGUCUCACUGAAGACGAGCGACGACGCUCUGUUCAUGGUCCCAUGCACGUCUACAGCUUCACGUCAGACGACCUCGGUGCAUACCAGAGCCCCGAGCAUUUCCCACCGGUUCGCAUGAACCAUGCCAAGUGCGACAUGACUCACGGAGAGGCGUGGAGCAUCGCUAGGGAGGAUAUCCUGAGGGGCUUGUGUCCUGGAGCUCUGACUGAGCUUUACUUCCCAGGCUUCCCUACGCUCAAGAAUCUGGCGCAUACACUCCAAGUCUCCAAACAGUCUUGA
This is a messenger RNA of Hyalella azteca, 591 nucleotides long. RefSeq names its product 5'-3' exoribonuclease 1-like. Gene Ontology annotation, biological process: nuclear-transcribed mRNA catabolic process; rRNA catabolic process. Gene Ontology annotation, cellular component: nucleus. The transcript has 4 exons. Gene Ontology annotation, molecular function: 5'-3' RNA exonuclease activity; RNA binding. The record is from RefSeq and is a predicted model, not a curated record. The coding region runs from base 1 to 591 and encodes 196 amino acids. Lineage: Eukaryota; Metazoa; Arthropoda; Malacostraca; Amphipoda; Hyalellidae.